Molecule: messenger RNA, 1803 nt
Organism: Herpailurus yagouaroundi (jaguarundi)
Lineage: Eukaryota; Metazoa; Chordata; Mammalia; Carnivora; Felidae
Product: calcium release-activated calcium channel protein 1
Exons: 2
Coding region: 226-1131 (301 amino acids)
Biological process (GO): store-operated calcium entry
Cellular component (GO): membrane
Molecular function (GO): store-operated calcium channel activity
Source: RefSeq, a predicted model, not a curated record
GUCGGGGCCGUCCCGGGCUUUUGCAAGCGGCGCGGCGGGCCUGCGAGUUGGGGCUGCAGCAGCUUCCUCGACCUGCCUCUCGUGCUUGGCGGCCGUCUGGGUCAGGCCCGGCCCGCGCGGGGGGCAGGCGGCGUCUGCCUCAGGCGGAGGCGGAGGUGCGGCGGAGGGUGGGGGCCGCUGCCUUCGCAGGCGCCCGGGCCGGCCCGCGCCUUUGCACGGUGCUCCAUGCAUCCGGAGCCCGCCCCGCCCCCGAACAACAACAGCCCCGAGCUUCCCCUCAGCGGCGGCAGCACCACCAGCGGCAGCCGCCGGAGCCGCCGCCGCAGCGGGGACGGGGAGACCCCGGGGUCGUCGCCGCCGCCAGCCGCCGUCACCUACCCGGACUGGAUCGGCCAGAGUUACUCCGAGGUGAUGAGCCUCAACGAGCACUCGAUGCAGGCGCUGUCCUGGCGCAAGCUUUACUUGAGCCGUGCCAAGCUCAAAGCCUCUAGCCGGACCUCUGCUCUGCUCUCCGGCUUCGCCAUGGUGGCGAUGGUGGAGGUACAGCUAGAUGCCGACCAUGACUACCCUCCCGGGCUGCUCAUCGCCUUUAGUGCAUGCACCACGGUGCUGGUGGCCGUGCACCUGUUUGCACUUAUGAUCAGCACCUGCAUCCUGCCCAACAUCGAGGCGGUGAGCAACGUGCAUAACCUCAACUCGGUCAAGGAGUCACCCCAUGAGCGCAUGCACCGCCACAUCGAGCUGGCCUGGGCCUUUUCCACGGUCAUCGGCACGCUGCUCUUCCUGGCUGAAGUGGUGCUGCUCUGCUGGGUCAAGUUCUUGCCUCUCAAGAAGCAGCCUGGGCAGCUGCGGCCCACCAGCAAGCCCCCGGCCAGCGAUGCAGUCGCCAACGUCAGCAGCACUGGUGGCAUCACUCCGGGCCAAGCCGCCGCCAUCGCCUCCACCACCAUCAUGGUCCCUUUUGGCCUGGUCUUCAUCGUCUUUGCCGUCCACUUCUACCGCUCAUUGGUCAGCCAUAAGACGGACCGACAGUUCCAGGAGCUCAACGAGCUGGCCGAGUUUGCCCGCUUGCAGGACCAGCUGGACCACAGAGGGGAUCACCCCCUGACGCCCGGCAGCCACUAUGCAUAAGCCCUUCUGGGCCUGGGCACUUGAGAUCUUUGGCCUUAUGCCGCUCCCCACGACCUCGUCCUGCCCCAGCCUUAAGGACAGCCAGCUCCAAGGAUUGGGCUUUUUUCAGGGGGGCAGAGAGUGGAGGGAAGAGGCUUCUUCUUUAUUUUAUUUUUUUUUUUUAAGAGAAAUGACUGCACUUUGAAACUUUCCUCUAAGAGAAUAAGCACUUCCUGUUCUUCCAGCUUUGGGUUUACCUCCUGUUAGGAGGCCGCCGGUGGGAGCCACAGUGGGGCAAAUGCUCCCUUUGUCCCUCCUCCUCCCCUGUGCCAGUGCCACUUGGAUGCUUCUUGUUUUUUGUUUUUUCUGUCUUGAUCCCCCUCCCCAUUCAGUGUCGUGUGUGUGUGUGUGUGUGUGUGUGUGUGUGUGUGUGUGUCUGUAUACACAUAAAUAUACUCAUAAGGGACACCUCUUGUGUCUGUCUUUGUUGGGUCUGGACUGCCUGGUAUGAAUUCUGGCACCCCAGUCAGGUGAGCCUCUAAGUGAGAAAUUUUGUUAACAUUUUAUUUUGAAAAUUUAAAAACCUACAAAAAAGUUGCAAGAAUAGCAACUGAAAUACAUAUACAGUCAAUUCUUGUCAUUCAUAGCAGUUGUGUUCUACAAAGUCAUCAUGAACACUGAAUUAGUAUUGAA